AUGGAGAUGUGCGUCUGGCAAUUUGUAAUCGUCGCCUGUCUUGCUGUUACUACCGAACCAAAUAAAUUUAAACAUAGAGCACCUCUAAACAAGACUGUUAGAAAGAUUAGGGAUAAGUCUGGAGCCAGUGAAGAGAAUUUUCAUCCCAUCCUCGUUAAGAAAGUUGAGCCUGAAGAUGCCGGCACUUACGGUGAAGAGGACCAAAGUGACCAAACUGAGGAGGAGGAGGAUAAAAAGGGUGGGAAAACAAAGAAAGAGAAAAAUAAAACGAAAAAAAGUGGCAAAACAAAGAAAAGAAAUGAAAAUAACGAAGAAGAAAACGAAAAAAUGUGGAGACCGACUAGAAGAAAUGAAACAGUCGCUACAUGGCAGACAGGCAAACUUGCUGGAAUAGUGGCUUUCCUACUGAUUUGCGGGAUUGUAGUUAAUGAAAACAUUUUAAUGAAAUAA
Messenger RNA from Helobdella robusta, 450 nucleotides. RefSeq lists its product as hypothetical. NCBI's taxonomy places the organism in Eukaryota, Metazoa, Annelida, Clitellata, Rhynchobdellida, Glossiphoniidae. Bases 1 to 450 code for a protein of 149 amino acids. The transcript has a single exon. The record is from RefSeq and is a predicted model, not a curated record.